CCUAAAAUGUUGGCUUUGCCAACUUCCUGGGUUGCGGGCGGAGAAAGGCGGACGUGGGGACUCGGGGCGGGGCGCAGCGUAACUAAGAGAGCCAUUCCAUUUAGGGCGAGAGAAAAUGGGCGGUCUGGUGUCCGCCCCGACUGGCAGCGGCUGGGUCUCCCCAUCUCUCCUAAACUUCCCCCGGUCUUCGGCCCGAGCUGUAUGAGGCAGAAACUCGUCCCACGUACGGUUCGGAGGCCGAGCCCCACCCCAGCAGUAAGGGUGCGGCUUAGGUCAACUAACACAAAGAAGAUACAGUUCACUCAACGAUUGCCUUUGGGUUCCGAACUCCAUAUGGGAAAGGAGCGUUGUUGUUUGCGGGGUCUCGAUCAUUUACAUGGACCCACUUCUCAUUCCAUUUGUGGGAAUUUGAUGAUCUAUACACCGUCCCUAACGAACGAUCGGCUCAGGUUUGAGCAUGAUGAAUCACUUCGUGCCGACCUGUUGCCAAUAAACUUUCCGGCCUCAUAUGAGAAUGGAAAACUGGAGCAUUUUCUGCAUCGGUGGAUGAAGAAUCGAGAACAUAAGAAUUUAUGGUUGACCAUGUUCCCAGAAAAAAGAUACUUUCGAGAAACGACGAACACGACUGAAGUGGCUAUACAUACAAAUCCAUUUACGGAUCUAUAUGCUCCGAUUGGAACUGGAAGUUCCAGAACAGGUGGCUGGUAUACUACCAUAAUGAAACUUCCUUUUCUUUUUUUUAUUCGGAUCGGAUUUCUGUUGGCUUCGUUGGGGGGCUCGCAUAGUUUGUUACGUCAGCUCCAAAAGGAUAAGUUGCGUUGGAAUCGAAAAGGUUCCGCGGAGUUCAUAAUUGCAUAAAAGGAGUCAAAGUAGUGGCUGCGGCGCGUUGAGGCACCUCUUCGACGGUCCUCGUACGCCCGGCCUGACGGCCCGCUCUGCAGAAUUCAUGGAUCGGUGGCGAGACAGAAUAGGCGGGCACUACUAACCAAGCCAAGCCCAGUUCUCGCCGAGAGGCGGGGGGAGCUUUAUUCCAAGCCUUGCCUUAUAUAAUAGUUGUGGCCAUGGCGCUUUAAUAUCGGAAAAAUAAAAAUUGACUGCGAGACGGCGAAUGAGACAGCAUCUGAGUCUCGCUUAGUCGUGAGCGUUCACCGGGUGGACCGAGUUGGUAAAGACACAGAGGUUCCGAAGGAACGAGCCGUGAGGGUAGGUUCGCGAGCAAUCAUCAUACGAAAACGAACCAACUACAACUUUGUUCGGCGGAACCACUUGCGCUUAUUGCGGGAGACCCGGGAAGCUACCUAAAUGGAGAGCCCACGCGUGCACGGGCGGUUGAUAAACACGUAUUAUUGGGAUGGGGCAGCUGUCAAUGGAUUCUGUGAUCGAAUGUCCAACUUUCUAGAGUUUAGGAGUGAAUGGGCUAAGCCAGAGUCUUCCUGACUUGCGGGACUGGUUAAAGCAAUUCCCCUUAUCUUACUAGAUCUUAACUGAUAACUAAAGAUUUUCUUUUUUUAAUAAAGCAGCCACCUCUUUCUGGUGUGCAGAGCUAGACAGAAGGCUUCUUAAGACAUCGCUUUCAUACUCCACUCUCUAGUUCACUGAUUGAUCCUUCCGCUUUUGUAAAAGGGUUCGGAUCAUUAGGCUUUGCUCAACCUCCCCUCAGGGAUCGCGGAGUCAGGUAGAUCAACCACUUUUACAUAUCUUCUCCUGGCAAAAGAAUAUCCCCUCACUAAACCUCAGAAUAUCCCAUCCCGAGGUCUUAGCCGAGGCUCGGCUUUACGCCCUUUGGCCUUUCUUUUCUCGUUUGUUUUAGUAAAAGGCCUCCGGCUGCAGCAAGGCUAUCUUGAAUUCCAAUUUUAAAUGAAAUAAAUGCACUCCUCUGUAUUCUGUUGUGCUCGGCGAACGGAUAAAGCCCAGGAUGGGAAGUCGCAUCUUUUUCGGAGUUGAAUCGGGAAUCCUACUCUAAAUAAAAGAAUCUAAUCACGGGCUCUCAGGUGGCAAAGGUCUUCCUUACCUUACCGCUUUCCAGUCAUCCAUGCAGCUCCUACAAGAAAAGGGUCUUCGGCCAGCUUUCUAUCUUACUGUAGUAGAGUACAUAAUGCCGAUCUAUAGAGAAUGGAAAAUAAAGAUUCUUCCUUUUGGGGAAAACAGAGAUGGAACGAUUGAUAGAUGGUGUCCGUAGGGGCUAUUCUCUAUGGGCCCUUCAAGUAUGCUUCUUUUCCUUUGAGGUCAGAAGAGCAGCAGUCAGGUAACAAAACAUGGCACUAAAUGGAAGCGAGCGUCCUGGAAAGGUUUGAUUCAAAGAGAUAGGUAUCCGUUUCGAAGAGCUUGUUCCCCCUUUCAGAAAGACUGUCCUAUCCGAGCUAGCGAACCCCCCAAACUAAUUAGCAUUCCUGCCUACCGCUACACGUGGGCGCAGGAAAUGAUUUCAGGGGUGAAGUUCAUCCGUCUUGUUCUCAUCAUAUGCGCAUUCAAUGCCGCCUGAAAGAGUGUAUAUCUCACUACCCGGCUAUUCUUGUAAGUGCUUAACCCCGACACACGAAACCGUCCAUUUAGCUAGAAAUUUGCUAUAUCCGAAUAUGAAGCGCCCACUUGAACCCGGGGCAAAGACGACUUUACUUUCUCCAGGUUAGCUCAAAGGGAAGCAAGCUAGGACUGGCAGAAGCUUCAAGUGGUGAGAAACUUAGCUCUCUGGCUAGGCUCUCGAAGGACAUGAUCCAUCGUUUUCCCUUACGGUACUACUUAACGGAAGACGGGGAGUGCUGAAAUGGAACAACCAGCUUGCAAAAACCUCUACUGCCUGCUCUGGUUUACAUGUGAAAUUAGGACUAGGGACACUCAAGUGUCACCGCUACUAAGAAUGUCAACUUCUUUCUCUGGAGAGCCUAAUGGGUGGAAAGGUCUGGAGUGUUGGAUCCACCAUCGAAAGACUCCCACGGCUAGGGGCUACCCCACUAUUUCAUUGACUAAACUCCAUAAGUCAAGGUUCAACCACUCUUCGAAGGAAAGUUGACUUGCCAAGCGUUAUACGCGAAGGAUCGCUCGACGGUCUGUUUUGGUCCCCCUGUUGUGGGUGGGCUUUAGGGUUUCAAGAAAGGAUGCCCGGAAGGGGAAAGAAAGAGGCAUAAACACUCAGGACACUUCGUUACUAGGACCGAAGGAAUGGCACGUCGAACUACUGCUACACCAGGAAAGUUGACUUGCCAAGCGUUAUACGCGCAGGAGGGGGAACUCCCAAAGGCUGCACAAACUGUCUGCCAUCGAAUCGAAAGAAGCUCGUAUAGACGUAAGGUUCUGAAAGAAAAGAAGAUAAGAUAUAGAAGAGAGAAGCUUCUUUCUAGAACACUACACUUGUAGCUCUUAUGCGCCGUAGGUUUUGAAAGAUGCUCGACCAGCGGGAGUAGGUAGUUUCCGGAAGCUCUUAACAACAUUGCAUUCUAUACGCUAUUUCUUUUAUCGUUCGUAUACUCACUUGCUUUCUUUUCUUUGUCUUCUAUCGUUCGUAACCUAUAAAUGUAUACUCACUUGCGGUGGCGUGCUUUCUUCUCUGAGUUCUUUCCCUUGGUGCCACCGGCCCUUCGCAUUCUUUCCGGUGUUUCUUUCUAGAUGAAUGGGUAGGAACAGGUUGGUCCUUCCCGAGGUUCGUUAUAGGGCUAUUCUUUCGUCUUUAUUGUAGCUAUUCUUCGCAUCUCGUCGACAUCUCGUCUUCGAAAGAUAGUCUUUAUUUUCUCGUCUUUAUUGUAGCUAUUCUUUCUUAUGUUGAUCAAUAUUCUCAGUCUAGAAGCCCCCUCCUCACAGCCAUUCUUUUAUAUCAUGCCAGCCUCUAUCCCUUUCGCUUACGCUUUCAGUGAACUAUUGAAGCUAUCGAGAGAGUACCAAACGCUGACGGUGACGAAGCUUCUUUGCAUCCCGUAGUGAUGUGGUACUAAGCGACUACCCUUCCAGAGUCGUACAACGAAGUGAUUAGCAAACCAGAGUGACGCAAGGCUCUAAGCUCGUACCUUAGAAGCUUUUUAUGCUCUCUCCGCUCGAGUAGGUGCUUUGCUUUAGCCCAGCUCUAAUCGAUUGAAACUCUCUCUGUCUCUUUGCCCAGCUGAAUAAGUAUAAAAGACUCACUCGCUCACAUCGUUGGACUUGAGCACUAACCCCUAUUCUAUUUAUUCUCGCCUGCCCGCUGAAUCAGUACUUCUGUCUGAGCUUUUCUAAUCAUACCUUUCUCCUUCUGUGAGCUACAUAAUAGAUUCUAUUUCUCCUGAACCUGCUAACAAGCGCCGGCUAAUAGUAGAAUUUCCCUCUACUUCUCCUUCACUUCCCCUUGCUUAACCUAAGGGCCCUACCCUUUCCUUUCUAUUCUCGCUCAUUCCCGAUCACGGAUUGAGGUUAUGAAGUAUUCAUAGAGAAAGCGACUGAACAACUCUACUUCGGCUGAGCUUCUGAACUCUAUUUCUUCCUCAGCACAAGCGCUAAGCGAUAAGAAUUCCUUUCUUUAUGCUGCUGGCCUUUUCUAGCCUGAUAGUGAAUGAAAGUUCAAGCAAGGUAUGUCGAAUUCCGCUCUUGCUUUGAGGACUCACUUUACCUUUUGCUCUUCUCUUGGAGUUCCUUGGAAUUAAUAAUCAAUAGCGGGGUCUCUCUCUCGACUGAGGUAGGUCACUCACAUCUGGGCAGACACGCACUACGGGAAUUCACUAGAGACACAGCCUUCUUCUAGCCAUCUCCUUCACUAAAUCAAGGGUAAAAGACCGAACCUGAACUGAAUUGAAAGAUGAUGAAGUACGGAGCUAGCUCUCUGACUGGUGGUUCCCCCCAGGAGCAAGAACAAUCUCUUCUACGAGAAUAUCAAAUCACAUCACGGACCCUAUUGACCGAUAUGGAUUUUGAACCGCUGCUAAUGCUAAGCCAUCAACAAAGCAACUCAAUUUUUCCCUACUUUAAAGCAAGUGUGGUGAAGAACAUAGAUCAUCGAGAAAGUCAUCUUCUUUGCGUGGAGAAAACCAAACAAGCAAACUGCUAGGAUGAAUCAGAUCAGUCAGUGCCCAUCGACCGUUUGAAGACAAUGAAUGGUAUUCGCGGCUCAGCUUUCGCCCAAUCGAUGACGUGGUACUUCUUUCUCCUUUCUUCUGGCCCUAUCCACUCGACCAAAUCCUUUCUCCUAUCUGAUCUACUCGACUAUAAGGUAUUCUUAAUCGCUCCAGUAGAGGAGUGGGAAGCGAAGACCGUCUCAUCAAUCCAAAAGCAUUCUUGUCCUACCUAAAGACAGGCACCCAUUGGGAGGAAAUGUAUGGGACUUGGCUCUUAACGGCGAAUGGUACAGGGGAAGGGCUCGGCUCUUAACUCAUGCGGUAAGCUGGAGCUAAUACCAGGGUAGCUUACUCUCCCCCAUGUCUCAAAAAUCCGAUCUGCCGGCUUUGGUGUGGUUUCGGAGAUCCAUGGGCAUUAUCUUCUAUAAAUAAUAACAGCGACCUAUUGUAGAUAAGCUUCUUUCUGUAACACUACACUUGUAGCUCUUAUGCGCCGUAGGUUCUGAAAGAUGCUCGACCAGCGGGAGUAGGGCUGUAAGAGUCUAUAGUUUCUAGCUAGUAUAUGCUUAUGCUUAUAAAGCUCUACAGUAUAGUAGCAAAGAAACCGCUGCUAGGAUGCCAAGAGACUCUACGAGGCAAUAAGGCGUGUUAUAUGCUUAUAACAAGGUAGUUUACUUGCAUAGGCACAGGUGGCACUCUCUUAAAGAGUCAAAUCGAUCUUCCCGUUCUCCGCUCCUAUAUUUACUAGUUCAUUCAUAGCUCUUAGAGAGAAAGCUCUACCUCUAGCCCUUACAUCCCUUCUAGCUCUAUGAUUGAGAUUAGCUAGCCUUAAGCUCUUCCCGCUUCGUUUCUGUUAAUCACCCCCGGUUCUUGUUGUCUUACAUAGUUCUUACCCAUUGAUAGCAUGGGAUAUGAUCACAAGAGCUGAUUCAAUCGGGUUCACAUCAUCGGGUAUGAUCACUGCUAGCAAUCCAGUUAGUUAGGUCUCUCUUCGCGGGAGUAGGUAGUUUCUUAUAUACGAUCUUUCUUAUGCACCGUAGGUUCUGAAAGAUGCUCGACCAGCGGGAAAGGAGUCUAUCUAUCUGGCUUUGAAUCCAUUCUAUGGCUAAUCUUUAGCGUUCUAUCGCGAUUAUGAGAUCGCAUGGGUUUUACCAUUACCCUACAUUCAAGCCUAAACUACGGAUGUCAGCUAAAGAGAGCUACCAUUGGAACUUCUAAGAGCAUCAAGUAUCGCUCGCUGUCAGGUAAGGCAUAAAAGUGGAACGUCAUAUCCGAGUUUGGGGUACAAAGUGCAUUUUUUCCAACAACAAGUCCCGAUUGCCCUAUCUCUUAAGGGUAGCAUUUGGCUAGAAAGACCGAACUACCUACAUAUCCUCUUCUGAAGAAGAAUCAGACCCUCUGUAGUUCUAUCAAUCUAUAAGCCGAUUUAACAAGAAUCCGCGCUCGGGAAGAUGAAGGGGAAGAUGAAGGGUAGGAUGGAGGGGAGGUACCGGGCAAUCAAAGAAAGAAGCCAGCUUAAAAGCACCCUGGUCGAAGCAAAGCGCAUGCGAUGAGGGGAAGAGAUGACCAGCAGAUUUCAGCACAGGGUAGACAGUGGUAUGGAGGUCAGCAGGGACAGUGGCGUGGACAGAAUCAGAAUAGGGGAGGUCAGUCAGCUUAUGGUCGAAAUCAGUAUGGAGGUCAGAGGCAGAAUCAGCAGUUUCAGCAGCAGCAGCCUAGACAGUGGCAGAAUCGUCAACAGGGGCAAGGCCGUUAUUCAGUGUAUGGGGGCAAUCCUAAUAUGAUUCCAGUUGCUCCUUGUGCUACAUGUGGUGGACAUCAUCCGGGGAAGCCUUGUUAUAGACAGACUGGAGCAUCUUUCUUGUGUGGUAGUAUGGCACAUAGGGCAAAGGAUUGUACAGUGUCGCGUAACACUGGUGGUGGAGGAAGUGGCAGUGGAGGUCAGCAGAAUCAACAGAAUCCUUCAGGCAGAGUGUUUGCAUUGACCGCUAAUCAGGCGGCAGCUAAUUGCUAAUUCAGGUACCGUUUUCUGGAACACUUCUUGUGGGUAAACGUGAAGCUUAUGUGUUAUUUGAUACUGGUUCGACUCAUUCUGUUGUGUCCUUAUCAUUUGUUCGUUAUCUUGGAGUUUUGCCUUCAUUACUUGAUCCUCAUAUGUUAAUUGCUACCCCAAUGGGUAAUUCUUUGAUUCUUUCUGAUGAGUACCGAGGGUGUCCGAUAGUUGUGGGAGAUAGGAAUUGUAAGGUCAACUUGCUUCCGAUGAUGAUGCAUAACUUUGACAUUAUUCUGGGUAUGGAUUGGCUGAGUGAGCAUUGUGCAACAAUUGACUGUUUGGGAAAACGUGUGAUCUUUGGAGAUGUGAAUCAACCAGAAUUUGUGUUUCAGGGGUCUCAACCAGGUUCAAAUUAUUUCAGCUUUAAAGGCGAAUAAACUUUUUUGUCUAAGGGCUAUCUUGCUUUUGUGAAGGAUACAUCUAAAGAUGAACCUCGCAUUGAGGAUUAUCCAGUUGUGAAUGAGUUUGCAGAUGUCUUUCCUGAAGAGCUACCAGGUUUGCCACCACAGCGAGAAGUCUAGUUUACUAUUGAACUUGUUCCAGGUUCCGAACCUAUUUCUAAGGCGCCGUACAGGAUGGCACCAUUGGAGUUGCAAGAAUUGAAAGAGCAGCUGCAAGGGGCGAAGUACUUUUCGAAGAUAGAUUUGAGAUCGGGUUACCACCAGUUACGAGUAAGAGAUGAGGAUAUUCCGAAGACAGCAUUUCGCACUCGAUAUGGGCAUUAUGAGUUCCUUGUGAUGUCUUUUGGGUUUCUUCCUUCUGUUUCUCUUUUAUGAAAAAUCCUACUUGAGGUUUGUGUGUAUAGACUAUCCGUAAAUAUUCAUUCCACCAGGCUAUCGGUUUAGCUAUGAAAAUCUUUAGUUGCAACUGGUCGAGCUAGGUUAUGAAAGAACUAUGGCAUAGCUACUAUAUAAGCUAUAUAAAGUCAAUAGCAAGACUUGCUGUACUGGCUCUAUAUGCUUAUGGCAAGUGAGUAUACCUUUUCUAUAUACGGUAUACGAACGAUAAAAGCAAGAAUAGGAAGCCUACGAUCAAAGACCUAGAUGAUCCAUAGGCCCGAAGCGCUAGUACUCGUUGAUCUAUACUGUAUAUAGCCGCCUGCAUUCCCACUCUAUCUUGGACAGUUUAGUUCCAUCUUCUGCGUCUAUCUAAGUAGAUUCCUACCUAAUAUCUAGAAGCAAGCCUAGGUUCAGACAGCAAGCCGGUUCCAUAUUUCUGGGUAUCCAUUUACUUAUGGUCGUAUGCAGAUGAGAUUCUACGACCUAAAGCUGCUUACAAUUUAUCCGCUUGUAAGAACAAGUUAGUCUGUUAAGCUAACAAGGAUGUAUAUGGUGAAGCAAGUGGAUGAGGAGUGGACUGCAUUGAAGAGCAUGCUCCCUAUACCCACCCUUAUGAGCUAAUACCUGAUAGACGAAACGAGUUGUUGUCUUUAAGGCGAGAUGAGUUAUUGCCAUUUCGUUUUGACGGAGGAAAGGAGCAGACUUUAGUUGACGGAAAGAAAAUGUAUAUUGAUAAGUUCAAUCUCGUCCCAGCCCGAUGAUUCCAAAUCAUGGAACCUAUGGUCGUACAUCAUAGGCUAACCGUAGAAGCAUUUCGUAUGGGGCGGGCCGCUGCUCUUUCUGUUAGCAAUUCCAGCAGACCCCUACUUCUUCCUCAAUAAGGCUAAAGCCAUGCACGAAUGAAGCUACGCGCCAACGAACAACACACGCACUUCGGCCGCCCUUCCGGAACGCAGUUUUUAAACCUAUACUAUGCCAUUUGUCAGACAUUUAGUACUUGCGAUCAAAGCAUCAAGCCUGCCGGGAGUCAAUCUCGCUUAGUGUUAUACGCUAUGGGAUUUCAUAGCAUAUGGGCUCAACAUAGAUUCCCGUGGGCAGACCUUAACUAUGGAUCUAGGCCCGUCAAACAGUCGCUAGAAUGAAUAACAACGGAGAUCGGACUCUUUGAGAAAGUCGACCCAUACGGUUAUUACCCGCGCCUUAUGUUAGGCUCUAUACAAGGUCAGCUCCAUAGUGUCGAACACGUUGCAUCUUUCAGCUCGAUACAGCAAUUCCAGCAACAGCAGUUGGGAGGCCACCAUAGGUGUUUGUACCUCUGGGGUCCCAGAAUGGCGAUAUAACGCGCAAUUCUAGUCAUAGAAUGUAUUUUCUACAUUUCUUUUGGAAGAUAAGAUAGAGUAGAAUCUUGGCUUGGAAAGGCUGAGAGGGUGGAACCUAACCUAUACCUUAACCUUAACCUAUAGGCAGGGCUAGUUGCUUGCUAGCAAGAGGUAGAAGCUCAGUCUAUAGCUCCUAAACGGCUAGACGAAUUAGCUCUCUACUAGGGCACAUGACUAUCAAUCUUCUCGUCGAGAAGAGUGCCAAUCUCUCUAGGUUAACGGCAAGGUUAAGUGCUAGCAUUACAGCCUAUAUGAUGUUGUCUACGGGUCAUCUAGGUCUUUGAUCCGCUUAAAAGGUUCUUUCUCUUGUGUAAAAUCAGUCAUCUCUUCUCUUUCUCUUCUAGAAUCAUUUCUAUCCCGCUCUCGGAUAAUGAAAAUACAUAGUACCCACUAGAUAAAGACAAGUCCUUUCAGUCGCCCUCAUACACCUCCCGGCUGUAGCGUAUCACCCCGCCUAGCUAUUUUUAUCCCGCUUAGUCUUCGCUUUCUUCCAUAACCUUUGGUCGAGUAUUACAUACCUCUCCCCGAUUGAGCUCUUUAAAAGAAAAAAGAGAAAUGUCCCGGGAAUUCAGUCUAAGUCUGAGUCACCUGAGUCUAAUUCGGAGUCUGAUAAUGAGAGGUGUAGAAAGAGAGCAGAAGACUCUACCAUCUCGGGAAUCUUUCUUCAAGAUACUUUCUUUCAAGUCAAGACAAGCAAGGAAGGGUAAAUCAUAGAUAGUAAUUCCACUGGCACCUUUCUCGACCGGCCCGCCAGGACUUGGAGCUUUAUAUAUAAUUAGAUUUUCCUCUUUCUCGGGAAGCAUAUAAAAGAAAAGGUCGAGGUUCUGAAAGAAGAGUUGGCGAAGUAAACAAUUCCAUCUUCCAACAGUAGCUGCUGGUUCUCGACUCCGCUAUGACUCUUAUCGAAUCCACCCCCUUUUUCAUACCAUACAAGGAAUUUCGACUGAGAAUGACACCUUAUUCGCUCUGCUACAACGAACGAAAUAGCAGACCAUUGAGGGCGGCUCAAACCAUCCUUUUGACCGGGCCCACUUUCUUUUAUCGCCUUAUUCACUUUCUUUUAUCGCCUUAUUGAAGCAAAGUGGUGGAAACAGGUGAUGAGUCUGGGAAGUCAGUGCAUUUAGAGUUCACUUCUUUUGGACUUUUAUGGAGUCGAGCUACUUUGCGAAAGAACGUCAGAGAGUGAGAGUGAAGCUUUGCCCCGAGAGGAUAUCUAUACAGUCUUCUUUCUAUCCUUCUACCUGACCUGCUCUAUAAAGGAAUGCUUCUAGGAGUUGGAGAUCAACCAGCUCUGAUAGAAGAAAUGUAAUUUCUUAGUUCUCAACUUAGGAACCUGGCACCUAGAUAUUGACCUAAACCAAUCGCACUAACCGCGGGUCUUCUUUCUUUAUCAAAUGAUUCGCCUGAACCACAUAUUAAGAUUACAUCAAGUAAUCCCACGACAAGCAUUAGGGUAGGGGACAUUUUAUUUUGUUUUGAUUAUUCGGUCUCGCCAGCCUUCCUCUUGGCUAAGCUCCGCUUGCUCCAAACCAUGAGAUCCAAGAAGGGGGUGGACAAAGAAGCUUCGUCGGAUCUUCCCUGAAAGCAGGGGAAGGCAAAGAACCAUGAGACGGGUUGAUCGAAGAGCUGCUAACAAGCGAAGGCAGGAUUGAACUGAUUGAUUGUUUGAUUUUGCUCGGAGGAUGCACAGAACAGCGUCGCUCGCUUCCGUCCUAUUCUCUUAGUCUACUAUGCAUGGCAACCUCGACGGAUUUGGUAGGGCUGAGUGAGGGAGAUUGAUCGCUUAGCUGCUUUGCUUAGCUCGGAACGAUGGACAGCAGAUAGCUCCGAACACAAGCUAUGACUGAUUAGCAGUGCACUGCGUAGGUUGCUGCUUAUCCCGGGAUAGGAACGAAUGAGCUGCCCUUUGCCCGGCCGAUCAUCCAAUGCUUUCGUCCGUCUCCGCUCAACUUGGAGGAUAAAUGCAUUUACUGGGCGACUCGAGGAGGCGGGUACGAAUGAAAAGUCCAUCAAGCCCAAGCCGAGGUCGGAGAUAGAAUGGCUUCAAGCUCUCAUGAUCGUCGACCGAGCUGAGAAGAAGCACUAGCAGUUCUCGUCGAAUAACCGAUUGCAGUUUUUUAUUCUCCUCAGUUCAUGAGUUAUUGUUAGGCCCUACGACUAGUAGUGCGUUCACUCCCGGAUUAACACUCACAAAGGAAUGGCUUUUAGAAAGAUUCUUUGGUAGGAAGGUCUCUCAAUUCCUAUACUAUGCUCCCAACAGCUGAUUAUCAUGUAAUGUCAAACCUUCAGCGUAUUCUGAUUCACUUGCCGGCUAUGCGCAAUAGGGAUUGCUGCUUCCACGGCUGUCUCCACUCGGUCAAAUGCAUCCGCCUCUGUCUCUAUCUCCACUGCUGGAUCGACAGAAGAUAUUUCAGAGUGAAGCUUUGCCCCGAGAGGCUGUAAAGAAGGUAUAUCGGCUCAACAUUCGGACAUAUAAAAGAAGUCGUGAACUCCAGAAAGGAGGGAACUCAAAGAAAGAUACCUGCGAAUGGUACUGCUACUUUAAAGCCUAGGGCUAAUAGCAAGACAGAGAGAUUCGUGGCGUGGAGAGAUGUGCUAGACUCUAUUUUUAUCCUAAUAGCCAGCCCCAUCCUCUUUCAGAUUCCAGUUACCAUCAGAUUGAAUGAAAGGGAUGACCAGCAGAUGAUAGCAAGGCUAAACAGAUUCGAGAUUCUCGAUCAGAUGAGCGAACAGGGCAAGCACGUACUACCAGAAGAGUAGACCUCAGGGCGAGAUAAAGGUGAGGGCCGAAGAAGGCAUUGACUUGAAGGGGACUUACCUGUAAGUGAUAUCUAGUAAACUACCUUAUGUGUGAUGCAAGGUUUUCUUACUCUGUGUCGGUCGUUGUAGUUGAUAUUGAUUCGAUAGGCCUCUUGUAUUAGAAAAGACUUCAUUCUUCCACUUUCUCGUGCUACUUAACUCACAGUAGUGCACUCAAUAGCCUAAGAGUGGCUUCAAAGCUGAGAAGAGAGGAGACAUAGUGGUCCCCCCCGGACCGCCCGGAUCCCACGAGUGAAUCGAAAGUUGGAUUUCGCCUUAAUGUUUCUUAGGGUUGAAAGAGAAAAAUGAGAUGUCCGAAACCAGCAUUGAGUGAAGUUCCUUCCUCUAUAGCAGCUGAUUCCAAGCAAUGAAAUUACCUCCUUAAUAGCUUCUUUGGACAGCUAGUCUUUCCUCUGCUACAUCCGCUGAUCAGGUCACGUGAAUUCCAACUAAAUCUUUUACACCGGUGUAUCGUACUCUCUCGACCAGGUCAUCAUAAGAAAAUACUGCUAAAUCUUUCCGAAGUGAGAGAGGGGGGGAAGGCGCGCUACAACUAACAUAACAGCCAGCUGAAAAACGUUAGCUAGCUAGGCUAGCGCGCAAUGGCAUUCUCUGAUAGGGGCUCGCUUCUUCAAGCUCCGCCCAAACCUAUACAAGGUGCUGCUCGCUUUCUCUCGGCCACUAGUGGCUUAUGUAGUGGUCGGCAUUCCUACGUGCUCCUCCUUGCCCCCCCACUUAAGAAUCCAAAGGUUACCUUUGGAUGUUGUCGUGACGCUUUGGUUACGAAGGUUACCGGGGUCGGAUGGAUUCAGUCAGCGAAAGUCCCCCCAACUCAAUCAAUAUCAACAACAUGUCGUGACCGGUUAGGCUUGGUUUAUUUUGUCAGAAAAUAAAGUAGGUUUCGGGGGUUCAUUGAUUAGUACACCUCAGGUGCUGGUAAGGUCGGGACCGUGGUCGUCCGUCUCCGGUUUGCCGGCCGAGAAUAUUUAUGAGAUUGACCAGCCAGCUGGGUUGGUUUGGCUUUUCUUUUCUAUUGAAAAGGAGUCAGCUGUCUGCGCGAGUCACCUUCUUCUAGGCUCCGCUGGACGACACGGCAUUCUCGUUCAAAUAAAGAGAGGCCGGCCGUACUUGUGAUGGUUCCCAAGGAUCCAAUAUGACCACUUAGGUCUACGUUGCCACGAUAUUGUUAUAUGAAAGCGGGCGGAAGUUCGGCCCGGUUUUUGGUGUCGUAGGGGAGGGAUUUCCCUUUCUAACGCAUAUUCAGUCGUACCGGCAUGGCCCCACUUAUUUGUUUUCGAUCGGAGCAUCAAGCAGCGCAACCCGGUUCUACUUGACUAAGCCCGUGCUCGUCCAAGGAGGGAGUUUGCUUUACCCAACUAACUUUUUGAUAACAAGGCAGAAACCCCCGACCCGACAUUCAUUAGUUUCGAAUGAAGAGUGCUCCGCCCUAGCAAGCAC
This is a messenger RNA of Daucus carota subsp. sativus, 13483 nucleotides long. Its product is annotated as cytochrome c biogenesis CcmF C-terminal-like mitochondrial protein. The transcript has a single exon. Lineage: Eukaryota; Viridiplantae; Streptophyta; Magnoliopsida; Apiales; Apiaceae. Gene Ontology annotation, biological process: cytochrome complex assembly. The record is from RefSeq and is a predicted model, not a curated record. Bases 7 to 858 code for a protein of 283 amino acids.